CUUAAUCUGGUGGUAUCCCGAUUUCAAAUCCAGUUUGGAGAAAACAGUAACACCCCCAAGUUCAUCUAGUAGUUCUUCAAUUAUAGGUAUAGGAAAUUUGUCAGGUAUGGUUAUCUUAUUCAAAGCCCGGUAAUCACCACAAAAUCUCCACCCACCAUCAUUCUUUUUGACCAACAAUACCGGGCUGCUGUAUGGGCUGGUGCUGGGUUGAAUAAUUCCUGUAUUUAGCAAUUCCUUGACAAUCUUCUCUAUUUCAUCCUUCUGGUAGUGAGGGUAUCUGUAAGGCCGGAUAUUAGGAAUUUCAGCUCCCUCCUUGAUGUUUAUAGUAUGAUCACAGCUCCUCUUUGGAGGUAACCCCUAGGGUAUUUGAAAUACCUCUUGAUGUUGGUUCAACAUUUCUUCCCGAUGACUCCCAGGUGUAGCUCCAGUUAUUGGUAUUGUUGGAGAGCUCUCACAAGAAAUGUAAAACCCCUGGCCUUUGUUUUUCAGAGCUUUCACCAUUGUCUUCCAGGAGGCCUUCACUUGACUUAGUGUGAGAUCUCCCUGCAGUUUUCUUUCUCUUCCAUCUUCAUACCAUUUGAUAGUAAGGCAUUGAAAAUUGAAUUCUACAUUACCCUAACUGGCCAACCAUUCACCCCCCAACACCAAAUCAGUACCUCCCAGCUCCAGAAUGUAGAAGUUUUGUGUAAUACCAAUGCCUUGCAUCUGAAUUUGCAUCCCCAUACAUCUCCCAUUGUUGCUAAUCCUGUCUCCAUUGCCCAGUUCUACUUGAAACCCUUCAAUUUCCAUGUAUGGUAACUUUUUUGCUUCCACCAAAGUGCGAGAGAUGAAGUUGUGAGGAGCUCCACUAUCCACCAGCAUCAGUACUGUUCUGUGAUGCCCGUAUAUCAGCAACUCUCCUUCCAGUUUGAAUGUUUUGGGCGUGGUGAUCCCUUGUUUACUCAUGGCAGACAAAAGCAUAGGUUGGGAUUCUACAGAGGUAAUCUCUAACUCUGUUUCCCCUUCCUGAACAUCCUUCACUUCCUCUUCGUCUGGCUCAUCCACAAUAAUAAGCUGGCUGUGUUUCAUUUGGCAUACAUGUUCCUUUCCCCACCUUUCCCCGCAUUUAAAACAUAACCCCUUCCUGCUUCUUUCUUGUAGUUCAGUUUGUGUCAACCUCUGACUUUGUUUCCAGUUGGUGUUUGGUUCAGUAGAUUCCACCACACGGUUUUCAGCUUUAAUUUUGUCAACAGCAUUGGCUUGGGACUUCCAUUUGCUUCCAUCUAUCCAUUGUUGUGGUUUAGCCAGUGUUCCUCCCUUUUCCUUUCCCCAUCUUUGUUCUCCCUCCUUCAGUUUGCCACCUCUUAGGGCAGCAUUCUUUCCUUCCAGAACCGUAGAUAUAUCCAUAAGCUCAGGUAGUGUAGCUUUAGGAUACAAUUUCAGUUCUUCCUUCACCUCAUCCUUUAACCCAUUAAGGUAUAUUCCUUUCAACAUUUGCUCAUCAGUGUUUUUCAAGGUCCCAACCACCAUUUCAUAACGUUGCCUGUACUCCAUCACUGAACCAGUCUGCUUCAAACUGAGCAUUGGCCCAAAAGGAUUCUGUAAAAGCUCCGGUUGGAAUCUCCUCAUAAGUGCAUCUUUGAACAAUUCCCAGGUUCUCUCCUCUGUCUUCCCCUCCCACCACUGAAACCAGUUCAAUGCUUUUUCUUCCAUAGCCAACAUCACCAGUUCCAUCUUCUCCUGCUCGGUUACCUGAUUUAAUUUGAAGAACCUCUCUACUCUAAUAAUCCAUCCACGAACAUCUUCACCAUUAAACAAAGGCAAAUCCACCUUCCUACCAGUCCUUUCAAAGCCUCUAUUCACACGAUAUUGUUCAUGUACGUAAGAGGAGUGUGGCGACACAUGCGGAUUACCUUGGGAGGGCGACGACGAACCAGUACUCGCAGUAGAAGAUCGACGCCGAUGUGUUCGCGAUCUACCCCUGGACUUCCGUCGAUCCUUGUUCACCGUCAUUUGUCGCAACUCAUGUAAGUCGGCCAUCAUUUCUUCCAUCGAGCUCCGCAUAUUACGCAUUUCAUCCACCACGGAUUGCACUUUUGUGUUGUUUCGUUCCAUGUUCUGUUCAAUGCUAUCCAGUCGAUUUUCCAUUUUCAACCUCGUAAAUCUCAUUCACAGGUUACAGGACAGACGACUCUGAUACCAAUGAUAGAUAUCUAAAUCUGUAAACUGAAUUUUAUUAAGGAGUAAGGAAUUUUGAGGAAUUCUCAGAGUAAUUCCGUAGAUGUACAGAGGGAAAAGUAUGUAAUAAGGAAUCUAGAGGAAGAACAAUGACAAUUUCUCUCUCUGGCCCAGCCCAGCCAACCAAAACAAAAAACCAGCCUACUCUUUAUUAACCCUCCCGCCCCUAUUUAUAUCUUCCCGUACUCACUUAUACAACUUUAUUAACUCCUGCCCCUUUUCCCUUCCUUACAUACACUUUAUUAUAAUACUCCACACCCCUUGGCCUAUCAACAUGGCAGCAAAGGCAAUGGGGGGAAGCCGCAGAUGGCUGGUUUCAAUGGUGGGAUUUUCAGAAGGGAGAAGAUAGUUGGGAGGCUCUAAAGGAAGAUUUGAUUAAGGAAUUUCCACCUAGACACCGGCAGAAGACAGGGAAGACAGAAAGGCAAGAAUCUUCAAGGUCACGAAGAACUUCCUCCAGUUCGCAAUCUUCUACGCGAACUAAUGUUACCCCAUGUUCGAAAUUGAGUACCACUUUGCCCAGCUCGCUAAUUAGUAAUUAAUCAUCAUCCUCGAUCAUCAUCAGAAGGAAUUUUUACUGAUUUGCAGAUGUCAUCAAAGCUUUUGUCCCAGGUUUCCGAGUCAGCUCAAGCUUCUAUGCGGGAAAUUUCAUUGAGGACACCAACUCUUGAGUGGAAUAUGGCUGGAUUAUCAGUUUCAAAUGAACCUGUAAUCAAUAUGGAACCAACUGAACCUGUAAUCAAGCAAAGGAAUAAGAAGGAUGAAAUCAAGGAGGAAUGGCAGGAUAUUCAAUGGUCAGAUUCUGUUUCCCCUAAUCUUGGAGACUAUUUGGAUUUAAUUCCCAGACAAGCUGUUAUGGUUGACAAGCUUGUUCAACCACGUUCUUCUGGUAGUAGAGUCCUGAUUGCUCCUGAAAAUGGAUUACUUAAAAUAAAGAAAGUUGCAGAAGAUAAAGCUGUUCUUGUCAAAAGUUUAUCAAUGGAAAUGUUUUCAGAAAAUUCAUACAUUGAUAAAAGGAGGAUGGAACCAGAGGCUCAGGAGUCCCAUGCUUAUCCUUUCCAUGGGAAAUAUGCUAUCAUCUUAGAAAACAAAACAAUUCAUGAUGUUGGUUCUUUGCCUGCUGAGGUAUCCAAAUUAGUGCAAGGAGUACAGGUAGCAAAAUUGCAGCUAAUUGUUGAGUGCAAGAUAAGCUGCCACAAGCUUGGCCUAUAUAAUUCUUUUAAAGCACCAGAAAAACAUCUAAGGUUGGGAGACAUCUGUGCAAAGACAGCUCAUAGCAUCUUAGUUCAUGAGAUUACUGAUUUUUUCUCAAGGUUAUUACAGAAGAUGGCUCCUAAGAGUUACCGGCAAACUCUAGGAAAAGUUGUUGUUACACAAAAAAAUUCAGAAAAUUUCUAUGGUGAACCGGUUUGUUUCCUGGCAGGGUCGUUUGGAGUGCCAGAAAUGCCAAUGGUUUGUUUAAUUGUUCUAGAUGGGGGUGUAGAGUGGGGCUAUUGGUUUCAGAUGACUACUGUGGGUAAAGAGAUCAGGGCUAAAGACGAGGGAGGUUGUAAGCCAGGCUGCCCAAAAGGCAAAGAAGAUAUUGCAGAGUUUCCUUCUGGCAGUUGUAUAUCCAUAGUAGGAACAGCAGCAGAUGCUCUAAUUGCAUGGAGUGAAGCGACUGAAACUCAAGGACUUGAGUUAUAUCCUGAAGCCAAAGCUAUUAACAAAUGGAAGGGUGAGAAAUGGAUGAUAGGUGAAGAUGUUGGAAAUAUAGAAGUGGAACCCUAUUUGCUGGAAAGAAUAGUUAAGUAUCAAUGUGCUGAGUAUCUAUGUGCAGCUUUUCCUUUGCUUAGCAAUACCUCAGUAUACAUCUGGCAGCACAGAGCAUCAGAAUCCAGAUUGGUGGUGGGGUUUGUAAGCUACCAGAUAUCUUUGGGUCUUCGGGCAAUGAAGUCCAUGGCUCCACAAUCAGUUAGGUAUUGGGAACGUAGAGGAGCAAGAAAGAAGAAGAAGCAAAAGAUCUUGGCGGUUUCCUAUCGCCCACCUUGAGGGCAAGGUGGAUGUUUAGGGGGGGGAGUAUUGAUAGGAACCAGCCUAUGAGAGUAGUAGAAUAUUAUUAGAAAUAAUAAUAAUAAUAGUAAUAAGUGUUUGUAAGUAUUCUAGUAUAAAUAGACGGGAAGGGGAAUUAGUAAGGAGGCUUUUGGACAUUCUGUCUUGGGACUGGGAAAGAUCGGAGAAUAAUUCUCUCUAUCUUUUGGGGGCUUCGGCUCAUUUGGGAGGCUUUGGCCUUGGAUUACUGUACUGUUCAUCUUCUUCUCUAAUAAAAUCAGUUUGAUUUCUUAUUCUCUUUCUGGAAUUUGUUCUGGAAUCUUGGGGUAUCACAAUGGCAUUCACAGUUGGCGUGCGGUUCGCCAAUGACCUGGACUUACAAAUUAUUGUACACUCUGGUAUUCCUUUAACAACAUUUACCCUAGAUAUUGAUCCACUUUAGUGUCUCUUUGUUGUAGGAACAUCAUAAUUUAAGUUUAAGUUGUGUCAAUCUGAUAUUUUCCUAAGUGUGAGACUGUGAGUGAUGCUGUUGUAACUCCUGUAAGGUUAUAGGGAGUAUGAGCUAAUAUUAUGAAAGGUAUGUAGCUGUUGUGCUGUUGUUUUCUAAGCUUCUUAUAACUUAGGUGUAUUUGCUUGAGCAAUGAGAGGAACUCCUAUGAUGAUGCUCCCACGGCCUUCAUGCAAGAACUCAAGAGUUUAUAAAAUUAAAUGUUAUAACCUCUAGCAUGGGUGAUUAUCUUUUUAUGAAGUGUAACACUACAAAUAGUAAACUCUAAAAUUUUGUUAUCCACAGACAAAAAUUUAUCUUCUCCCUUAUUCCUGAAACUAUAAACAAUUUUCACUGAUUAUCCAUCCUUUACAAUCUUGCUAUAGAACUUAUUCCUCAUAUACUGUACGGUGUGGGGACCCUUCAAGUGUGUUAUUCGUUUUCAAUUGAAAUCAAUUUCAAUAUGGACCUCAUAUAGUUAUGGAGCUGUUUAAACUCAAUUUAUAAAAUGUAACUCUUAAAGCUGUUUUUAAAAUGUGCAGAAAAACUGUGUAAAUUUGCUUAAUGGGGCAAUGGAAUAUAUGAAGAUAGCAAAUAACGAAUAAACUUCCUCUUUGUCAGGAUAAUUUAGGUUCCAUUAAAAAAAAUCCAUUUUCUUUAAUGUUCUCAUAUAAGAAUGUUCAUUGUUCAUUUCCAGACUAAGAGAGAAAAUUGAUCCUUUAAUGAGGCUUGGGCUAUUGAAGUUUGCAACUGAGAUUGAGGGUUUCACCAAAGAAACACUACCCGAGACUGAAGCUGAAAUUCUACAGAUUAUGUGCUGCUCGAUCUGAGCUUUAAAAAAUCAUUGUUAUCUAUAUCAGGUGGCUUAAUGAUCAGGUUUUACUUUUGGAAAACAAGAGAAAACCGCAUUUGGACAUCAAGUUGACUUUUUAUUAUGAAUUUGUCAUUUAAAUCAAGUUCUUAUAUUAUAUUUGGGAUUGUUAGUAUGUGGUAUUCGGAUUUUUAUAUUAACUCAAAAGAUCUUUAUAUUAGCUACUACGUAGUACUCCAUGUUUUAUGUUUCAUACUUAUUCAAAUUAUAAAAAGAUUUGCACUUGAGAUUUAGUGGUGAUUGAAGUGUAGAUUUUAUUUUAAUCUUCAAUUGUAGUUG
This is a messenger RNA of Cuscuta epithymum, 5885 nucleotides long. NCBI's taxonomy places the organism in Eukaryota, Viridiplantae, Streptophyta, Magnoliopsida, Solanales, Convolvulaceae. The record is from the annotation of a GenBank genome assembly.